This is a messenger RNA of Macrosteles quadrilineatus (aster leafhopper), 569 nucleotides long. RefSeq lists its product as uncharacterized. The record is from RefSeq and is a predicted model, not a curated record. Bases 45 to 569 code for a protein of 174 amino acids. The transcript has 3 exons. NCBI's taxonomy places the organism in Eukaryota, Metazoa, Arthropoda, Insecta, Hemiptera, Cicadellidae.
AGCUACCGGUAACUGCUUCUAGUUCUGAGGGACACACCUGAAAAAUGAGUGACCCAGCUCCUCAACCCGAUAAUUCCGGCAGAUGGGCCGGGUUCUGCCGUCAGUGUUUCAAUAAUCGGAUGAACGGACAGGAAGGCAUCUGUUACCUUUUUUAUAGACAAAGACAAAAUGUGAUUAGGCGAAGGAUUGCGCAAGUGGUCCUACAACGGGUCGCCGUUGCCGUUGUUAUGGAUGGUGAGCGUGCCCAGCAGGACGAAGCUGCAGCUCCUGUCGAGGCAGAGGGGGACAUAGCACCCAGGGACCCCAACAUCAGAGACCCUGCCGCUGCCGCCCCAAGGGAACAACAACAAGUACCACGGGAACCAUCGCCGGAACGCAUUUUAGAAGACCCCGGCCAUCCUAGACAUCCUUUGCCGGACAGUCCGGAUACCCCAGGGAGGGGAAGGGACUACUACUUCGUAUACCCAGACUCACCUGACCCCCUUAAUUUUGACUGGCAAGUUUUUCCAGAUUCGCCAGAGAGCCCCGACCCCCUUCGUCCUGACUGGGAGCAAGACAACUGGCCUUAA